AUGAUUAAAUCAUUAAGGUCAAUGAAAAAAGUAUGUACCGGUAGUAAUAUCAUAACAAAACCUUUGCAUUCACCAAUGUUAUAUUGUGCUCAUCAAAGUCAAUUGGGAAGUGGAGCAUUCUUGAAUAUCUGUGCAUCAUGUAAUAGUAAUGAUAAAUGUUAUAAGGAUAGUUGUAGUAUGGCAAAUGGAUGCAAACAUGAACAAAUAAAUUGCUCUGGAAAUGAUAAGUGUAUUAAUUAUAGUUGCCAUCCUUCACUUGGAUGUAUUGAAACACCAAAGAGCUGUGAUGACAACAAUCCCAGUACUGUGGAUUUGUGUAUUAGUCAAUCGGGCUGCAUUAAUCUACCAUUUAUUUGUUCAACAAGUUCCGUUUGUCCAAAUAAUACCAAUCCUUGUGUCACUCAAUUUAUAAAUUCGGCUGGACAAUGCUGCCAACAUGAGAGUCUUGACUGUGACGACUACAAUCCGUGCACCGACGAUAGUUGCUCUGGAGGCGGAUGCCAACACACUCCAGUCACAUGUAAUGAUAAUAAUCCAUGUACCAUCGACCAAUGUUCAUCGACCACGGGUCUCUGCCAAUUCACCGCCAAGUCAUGUGAUGACAACAAUAUGUGUACACUAGACACCUGUAAUUCUAAUGCGGUCAACGGAAAUGAGUGUGUCCACACACCGAUUUCCUGCGACGACAACAAUCCCAACACGAUCGACGAAUGUCAUAUCAAGAUUGGAUGCGUUCACCAUGCCGCUAACACCUGCGAAGACAACAACAGGUGUACCAUCGACACUAUGAACUCUACAUCUGGAGAAUGCCAAUACACUCGAAAGAACUGUGGAGUUUCGACUUUCUGCACCAUUUGGAAAUGCGAUCCGAUACAAGGAGGAUGCGUUGCCUCAUCACCAAACUGUGACGAUGGUAACCCAUGUACAUUAGAUGUUUGUGAUUCCUCAACACAGGCCUGUGCACACAUACAAAAGAAUUGUUUCGAUAACGAUAGAUGCACGAAAGACUCUUGCAAUAUAGCCACUGGACAAUGUACUCAUUCACCAAUAUCUAACUGUUUUUAG
Molecule: messenger RNA, 1065 nt
Organism: Heterostelium album PN500
Lineage: Eukaryota; Evosea; Eumycetozoa; Acytosteliales; Acytosteliaceae
Gene: psiQ
Product: putative extracellular matrix protein
Exons: 2
Coding region: 1-1065 (354 amino acids)
Source: RefSeq, a predicted model, not a curated record